Molecule: messenger RNA, 1251 nt
Organism: Panonychus citri (citrus red mite)
Lineage: Eukaryota; Metazoa; Arthropoda; Arachnida; Trombidiformes; Tetranychidae
Product: E3 ubiquitin-protein ligase MARCHF3-like
Exons: 2
Coding region: 136-759 (207 amino acids)
Biological process (GO): protein ubiquitination
Molecular function (GO): zinc ion binding; ubiquitin-protein transferase activity
Source: RefSeq, a predicted model, not a curated record
CAACGUUAAUUUGUCAAUUAAACAACAAUUUAGUUGAUUGUUUCAAAUUGUUCUUUUAAUCCUCCUCUACCCCUCAUCUGUUACCUUUAUACUUCUCCUCUGCCCUGGUCUCUGUUACACAGUAGCAACUAAGCCAUGUUAUCCUGUAAUUGCUCUUCUAUGGCUCAAAUGUCACCGGAAAACAUUUGUAGGAUUUGCCAACGAGGAACACCUCAGAAAGGGUUAAUUGAACCUUGUAAUUGUAAUGGUACAAUUGGUGGUGUCCACAAGAGCUGUUUGGAAAGAUGGUUGACCAUUUCAAGGCUUAACAAGUGUGAAUUAUGUGGUGUCUCAAUUCCAUGUCUUCAGGUUACACCAACAUUUCGUGAUUAUGUUCGCACCUUUCCUCGACCUUUAGUUGGUGACCUGUUACUUUUUACCUUUCUCACACCAAUAGCAACCCUGUUGACUUUACUCUGUUUCCAAGGAGCAAUGAUACAAAUUAAAUGGCAAAAUUUAACAGAAUCUUCUUUCCUUCUUGCAUUUGGUGCUAUCCUGUUGACCUUUUACUUUGGUUGGGUGUAUUGGUCAAUCAAGAAUAAUUAUCAAAUAUUUCUAGAAUGGAGAGUAUCAAAUACUAAUUUAAAAAUUGAUUGGCCACGUAGGAGAAGGAGAGUAAAAAGAGAACCAACAAUUAACAGUAUCGAAAAAGCCGUUCUAGAUGAAGAGGAAGAAGAUGAUGAUGAUGAUGACCCAGAGCAAUCAUUAAGCUUAUUGUGAUUUAAUCCCAAUCAUUAGCCAGUUAAAUCAUUGAUCAACUAAUCACAUCUAUAAAACUCAAACUGUUUUUAAUUACAACUAAUCAAAUUUUUACCUUUUCUCUCACCCUUUUUAGAUUCAUCAUUAUUUUUAUACAUACACACACACACACAUAAAUAUAAUUAUCAAUCACAGAAGCAAAAAGAUCUACUUUCAAAUCAAAAUAUUCAUAUUGUAUUAUAAUUACACUAAUUGUUAUCCAAGAAAACAAAAAAAAACCGUUACAAACUGACCAACAAUCAAGGUAACAAUCAAAAAAUUGAUAAUAAAUCAAAUUUUAACAUCAAUCCAAUAAAACGGGAAAAAAAACAAACAAAAGCCCAAAAAAAGCCAUAAAUUACUUGAAACAAUCAAUGAUUAAUUAAUCAAGUAAAUGAUUCUCAUACAUAAACAUGAAGAGAGAUAAUUAAUUAAUCACCUCGAAGUGAAAUAAAAUGAUUACAAUACAAUUAA